Molecule: messenger RNA, 447 nt
Organism: Scutellospora calospora
Lineage: Eukaryota; Fungi; Glomeromycota; Glomeromycetes; Diversisporales; Gigasporaceae
Source: the annotation of a GenBank genome assembly
AUGAGUACGGGUGAAGCUGAAUGGGACAGUGUUACUGUCAUUCGAAAACGCGCCGAACACGCCAAAGUCACCAAAGGUGACGCCGCGAUUAAUGCAGCCCGUCGUGCAGGAGCCGUUGUUGGGAUAGAACGUAAAGUCGCCGGUGGAACUAAUAAAGCUCAUUCUGGCACUGAUCAUCAAAAGAUUGCCAAGCUUGAUCGGGAGAACGACGUUGCACCGCCACCAAAAAUUAGCUUGUCAGUUGGAAAAGCCAUUCAACAAGCUAGACAAGCUAAAGGCUUAACACAGAAGGAUUUAGGCCAAAAAAUUAAUGAAAAAACGAAUAUUAUUAAUGACUAUGAAAUGAGCCGCACUAUUCCAAACCAACAGGUUCUUGCGAAACUAGAACGAGUUCUCGGUAUUAAAUUACGUGGCAAAAAUAUUGGCGAACCUUUUCAUUCAAAGUGA